GACAUUUGGCACGCUGAAACCAGCUCCGAAUGCAAUGCGCUUUUCUACAUUGGUGGGCUGCAUAUCUUUGGCUUCGACCACUUUUACAGCUUUAGUGAAGGCAAAGGAGUGGACAGAAGUCUCUGCUGCCGGUGCCCCGUUGAAGCGCUACGACCAUGCUGCCGUCAUGGAUGCACAGCAGAGAAUGUGGGUUUUCGCCGGCAGAUCUGGCCGGGACCGCGACAGUCAAUCCUCCAAUGAUCUUCAUUACUUUGACGUGCAGGCCAAGACAUGGCGCACUGUAUGGGGCAAAUUUCCCCCUAAGCGGUAUGGCCACACAGCUGUCCUGGCGCAGCAGCAGAUUUGGGUUUUUGGGGGAAUCAGCGGCUAUCUGGGUGAAUACUUCAAUGACUUGCACUACUUCGAUAUUCAGGCCAACAUAUGGGAAGAAAUCACUGACUCUGGCAACGGCCCUUCGAAGCGCAAUGGCCACAGUGCUGUCAUGGAUGCACAGCGUAUGUGGAUCUUUGGUGGAACCUUUCUUGGCGACGGCGGUGUCUACUUCUACUUAGAUGACUUGCACUGCUUUGACGUGGAGGCCAAGACGUGGGAAACAGUGUCCGCAAGCAAUGCUCCCCCCAAGCGUAAAGAGCACACAGCGGUCCUCGACCAACAGCAGCGGAUGUGGAUCUUUGGUGGUUGGCACAAUAGUCAUUUGAAUGACCUGCACUACUUCAAUGUCCAGGCCAGGACGUGGAAAAAAGUCACCGCAAGCAACCCUCCCUCCAAGCGAUCACAGCACACAGCGGUCCUCGACCAGCAGCAGCGGAUGUGGAUCUUUGGUGGUUGGGGCGAUAGUGGUUAUUUGAAUGAUCUGCAGUACUUUGAUGUCCAGGCCGAGACAUGGACAUUUUGUUGGGCUCCCAAUGCUCCCUCUGUCCGCUUCGGCCACAGCGCUGCAUUAGAUGCCCAGCAGCGGAUGUGGAUCUUUGGAGGUGUCGACCUCAAUGACCUGCACUACAUAGAUCUUGAGGUGGGCAGCAACCAAUCGGAAAGCUCACAGACCAACGCUCUCACCACUUCCACCACAUCAAGCAGCAGCGGCAGUACCACUACAACCACAGCCAUUACCACAUGCAAAAACUUCGCAUGUCCCCAGGGCUACAUUCACAACAAUAUAUCCCCACAGAUCUCCGGCAGCACCAGCGCAUGCUGCGAGUUAAGUUGCCAGAUUUUCGAAUGUCCACCAGAGUACGUUCAAGAAAGCAAAUCCCCGCACUUGUUCGGCAACCCUAGCGAAUGCUGCGAGAAGAGUUGCAAGCUCUUUUCAUGUCCACAGGGCUACAUUUCAACAAAUACAUCACCGGAGAUCGUUGGAAGUAGCGAUGCAUGCUGCGAGGAGAGUUGCGAAGUCUUUUCAUGUCCACAGGGCUACAUUUCAAAUACAUCACCGGAGAUCGUUGGAAGUAGCGAUGCAUGCUGCGAGAAGAGUUGCAAGCUCUUUUCAUGUCCACAGGGCUACAUUUCAAAUACAUCACCGGAGAUCGUUGGAAGUAGCGAUGCAUGCUGCGAGGAGAGUUGCGAGCUCUUUUCAUGUCCACAGGGCUACAUUCACAACAAUAGAUCCCCCCAGAUCUCCGGCAGCACCAGCGCAUGCUGCGAGUUAAGUUGCCAGAUUUUCGCAUGUCCACCAGGGUACAUUCAAGAAAGCAAAUCCCCGCACUUGUACGGCAACCCUAGCGAAUGCUGCGAGAAGAGUUGCAAGCUCUUUUCAUGUUCACAGGGCUACAUUUCAACAAAUACAUCACCGGAGAUCGUUGGAAGUAGCGAUGCAUGCUGCGAGGAGAGUUGUGAGCUCUUUUCAUGUUCACAGGGCUACAUUUCAACAAAUACAUCACCGGAGAUCGUUGGAAGUAGCGAUGCAUGCUGCGAGGAGAGUUGCGAAGUCUUUUCAUGUCCACAGGGCUACAUUUCAACAAAUACAUCACCGGAGAUCGUUGGAAGUAGCGAUGCAUGCUGCGAGAAGAGUUGCAAGCUCUUUUCAUGUCCACAGGGCUACAUUUCAAAUACAUCACCAGAGAUCGCUGGAAGUAGCGAUGCAUGCUGCGAGGAGAGUUGCAAGCUCUUUUCAUGUCCACAGGGCUACGUUGCAACAAAUGCAUCACCAGAGAUCGCUGGAAGUAGCGAUGCAUGCUGCGAGAAGAGUUGCAAGCUUUUUUCAUGUCCACAGGGCUACGUUGCAACAAAUGCAUCACCAGAGAUCGCUGGAAGUAGCGAUGCAUGCUGCGAGAAGAGUUGCAAGCUCUUUUCAUGUCCACAGGGCUACGUUGCAACAAAUGCAUCACCAGAGAUCGCUGCAAGUAGCGAUGCAUGCUGCGAGAAGAGUUGCAAGCUCUUUUCAUGUCCACAGGGCUACGUUGCAACAAAUGCAUCACCAGAGAUCGCUGGGAGUAGCGAUGCAUGCUGCGAGAAGAGUUGCAAGCUCUCUUCAUGUCCACAGGGCUACGUUGCAACAAAUGCAUCAUCAGAGAUCGCUGGAAGUAGCGAUGCAUGCUGCGAGAAGAGUUGCAAGCUCUUUUCAUGUCCACAGGGCUACGUUGCAACAAAUGCAUCACCAGAGAUCGCUGGAAGUAGCGAUGCAUGCUGCGAGGAGAGUUGUGAGCUCUUUUCAUGUCCACAGGGCUACGUUGCAACAAAUGCAUCACCAGAGAUCGCUGGAAGUAGCGAUGCAUGCUGCGAGGAGAGUUGCAAGCUCUUUUCAUGUCCACAGGGCUACGUUGCAACAAAUGCAUCACCAGAGAUCGCUGGAAGUAGCGAUGCAUGCUGCGAGGAGAGUUGCGAAGUCUUUUCAUGUCCACAGGGCUACGUUGCAACAAAUGCAUCACCAGAGAUCGCUGGAAGAAGCGAUGCAUGCUGCGAGGAGAGUUGUGAGCUCUUUUCAUGUCCACAGGGCUACGUUGCAACAAAUGCAUCACCAGAGAUCGCUGGAAGUAGCGAUGCAUGCUGCGAGAAGAGUUGCAAGCUCUUUUCAUGUCCACAGGGCUACGUUGCAACAAAUGCAUCACCAGAGAUCGCUGGAAGUAGCGAUGCAUGCUGCGAGAAGAGUUGCAAGCUCUUUUCAUGUCCACAGGGCUACGUUGCAACAAAUGCAUCACCAGAGAUCGCUGGAAGUAGCGAUGCAUGCUGCGAGAAGAGUUGCAAGCUCUCUUCAUGUCCACAGGGCUACGUUGCAACAAAUGCAUCACCAGAGAUCGCUGGAAGUAGCGAUGCAUGCUGCGAAGAGUUUGCAAGCUCUUUUCAUGUCCACAGGGCUACGUUGCAACAAAUGCAUCACCAGAGAUCGCUGGAAGUAGCGAUGCAUGCUGCGGAAGAAGUUGUCAAGGCUACGUUUGCAACAAAUGCAUCACCAGAGAUCGCUGGAAGUAGCGAUGCAUGCUGCGAGAAGAGUUGCAAGCUCUUUUCAUGUCCACAGGGCUACGUUGCAACAAAUGCAUCACCAGAGAUCGCUGGAAGUAGCGAUGCAUGUUGCGAGGAGAGUUGCGAAGUCUUUUCAUGUCCACAGGGCUACGUUGCAACAAAUGCAUCACCAGAGAUCGCUGGAAGAAGCGAUGCAUGCUGCGAGGAGAGUUGUGAGCUCUUUUCAUGUCCACAGGGCUACGUUGCAACAAAUGCAUCACCAGAGAUCGCUGGAAGUAGCGAUGCAUGCUGCGAGAAGAGUUGCAAGCUCUUUUCAUGUCCACAGGGCUACGUUGCAACAAAUGCAUCACCAGAGAUCGCUGCAAGUAGCGAUGCAUGCUGCGAGAAGAGUUGCAAGCUCUUUUCAUGUCCACAGGGCUACGUUGCAACAAAUGCAUCACCAGAGAUCGCUGGAAGUAGCGAUGCAUGCUGCGAGAAGAGUUGCAAGCUCUUUUCAUGUCCACAGGGCUACGUUGCAACAAAUGCAUCACCAGAGAUCGCUGGAAGUAGCGAUGCAUGCUGCGAGAAGAGUUGCAAGCUCUUUUCAUGUCCACAGGGCUACGUUGCAACAAAUGCAUCAUCAGAGAUCGCUGGAAGUAGCGAUGCAUGCUGCGAGAAGAGUUGCAAGCUCUUUUCAUGUCCACAGGGCUACAUUUCAACAAAUACAUCACCGGAGAUCGUUGGAAGUAGCGAUGCAUGCUGCGAGGAUAGUUGCAAGCUCUUUUCAUGUCCACAGGGCUACGUUGCAACAAAUGCAUCACCAGAGAUCGCUGGAAGUAGCGAUGCAUGCUGCGAGAAGAGUUGCAAGCUUUUUUCAUGUCCACAGGGCUACCUUGCAACAAAUGCAUCACCAGAGAUCGCUGGAAGUAGCGAUGCAUGCUGCGAGAAGAGUUGCAAGCUCUUUUCAUGUCCACAGGGCUACGUUGCAACAAAUGCAUCACCAGAGAUCGCUGGAAGUAGCGAUGCAUGCUGCGAGAAGAGUUGCAAGCUCUUUUCAUGUCCACAGGGCUACGUUGCAACAAAUGCAUCACCAGAGAUCGCUGGAAGUAGCGAUGCAUGCUGCGAGGAGAGUUGUGAGCUCUUUUCAUGUCCACAGGGCUACGUUGCAACAAAUGCAUCACCAGACAUCACUGGAAGUAGCGAUGCAUGCUGCGAGGAGAGUUGUGAGCUCUUUUCAUGUCCACAGGGCUACGUUGCAACAAAUGCAUCACCAGAGAUCGCUGGAAGUAGCGAUGCAUGCUGCGAGGAGAGUUGCGAAGUCUUUUCAUGUCCAAAGGGCUACGUUGCAACAAAUGCAUCACCGGAGAUCGUUGGAAGUAGCGAUGCAUGCUGCGAGGAGAGUUGUGAGCUCUUUCUGUGUCCACAGGGCUACCUUCCAAGGGACUCGCCGCAGGACGUGGUUGGUAGAACAUACCAGGCAUGUUGCACCCUACCCAAGGUUGUUGCAGCGAGCUUGUUCCAAGAAGGAUCCACAGGUUUCGGAGAUAAGCCACUGUCGCUGAGUCAGAUAGAAAUGCAUCAGUCAAACCUCGCUUCAAACAAUUCUUGGACCGAGGGUGCAUCGUCUGACGAUGAUGACAGUCCGUUGCUGGCCAUUGUAGUGGUGCCCAUUGUGCUCACAUGUCUCUUCACCUCCCUCUGCAUUCUAUGGCGCUAUCGAGUCUAUCGAGCUAGAAAGCGACGAGGUGCUGAAGCAGAGCCUCACUUCUCAAAUCCUUGGGUUUCUUUGCCGGCGCCUGUCACCACAGCAAAACCAUUGCUUUUCGCCUGGGAUGCAAGGAUGACUGCCGAAUGGCCUCGGGGCAAGGUGCUCAAACUCACAGUCCCAGAGACCGCUUUCGAUGCGCAUGGUCGAAAGCACGAAUUUCAGCCAGCGGAAUGCCGGCAAUUUGCUUGGGAAGAUGGAACAGUCCAAAAAGUAGAUAACGUUUCAAGGAACGUGGUGCUGUGGAGCACGCAGCAUCGAUAUCCAGCUUGGCAACAAUUCAGGUGGAUUUGCACACCCCAAUGCCAGAUAGAAGGUCGCCACGACAUGGAACUCGCAGACUCGAAUCCUUACAGGUGCAGAUCUUGUUCACACUCCCGAGCUGCUGACAUGCACUGGCAUUGCCCACUGCAUGAGGUGCAUCUUUGCCCGAGUUGUGCUGAACUGCCACCAGAGGCACCAACAUUGGGUGUGGGAGCCACAUACUUGGUGGAGGUCUUUCCACCCUUGGCAUGGAGUGCAGCUGCAAAGGAAGAUCCGAAUUUCUACGAAAUUUGCCCACAUUUGGCGCAUGGGCCGCAAGGUAUGGGCUACGACCGGAAAUGUCCUAGAGAUGGGAAGCAGCACUGUAGCAUCGUGGAUGCUGUGGAGGAUGUUUACAGUGGCAAAGUCACUCACUUUGUGUCCUGGUGCUGGGCCUAUUCCUUGUCCAAUGUGGUCAGUGCUGUGGAAGGAUGGCUGCAGAAGUCUGAUGAAGAUCCAGAAACCAUCUUCCUAUGGAUGUGUUUUUUUGCAACAACCAGUACCGUAUCAUGGAGGAGGCAACCAAAACAGGAAGUGAAGAUUUGAAGAGCAUCUUCGAGUCGCAUCUAGUGACAGCUGGGCGGAUGCUGGUGCUGUUGGACACUAUCGAGUUUGCAUCCAGCAGAAGAUCUCUAUGGCCAUUCUUCUUCCCAGGUCUGCAGAGAACUUCUUCAGGGACUCCCUGCGCACGGGAGGUUCUGGGAUCGACAUUCUCUUUCAAGCUCUAGAUGCCCUGGACGUUCGGGAUGCGAAGGCUUCGUCCAGAGCCGAUGAGGAUUUGAUCAAGAGGAUAAUUCUCAACACUACUGGCUUUGAUGUGGUGAACAAUGCCGUGCGCUCGAGAUUGGUAGACCAAAUGACAGCCCUGUUCCGAGAGCUUCUGAUGCUGCGGGCGCGGUAAAGCCCACUCCACUUUCUUUGGUCUGCAGAAAUGGUCAAAAUUUAUCAAAAUUUAUCAAAACUGCGUAGGCAGAUGGCUCAGAGUGAGAACAGAUGAAC
This is a messenger RNA of Cladocopium goreaui, 6442 nucleotides long. The record is from the annotation of a GenBank genome assembly. NCBI's taxonomy places the organism in Eukaryota, Dinophyceae, Suessiales, Symbiodiniaceae.